UAAAAGGGUUAGUGGUUGUAAACAAAAAUGUCUGUUUUACUUGGUUUAUUAAACAUCUUUGUUCUUUAUGAGUUUAAAGGGGUUAGUGGUUGUAAACAAAAUAUAUAGAUAUUUUUUUACUUCAUUAAACAUGUAACAAAAAUAGUAUGUAUGUUUUUAUUCCAACUUGAUGUUAUACAUACAGUAUAUGCAUAAACUGGAUGCACUAUUUUUUACAUUUAGUACAUGGAAGAUGCUAUAGAUGUCAUAUACCAAUUAUAUUACUACUGUAUUUUAUAAAAACAAUGUCUUACAAUUAAUGUAUUUUUUUUUAUUUUUUUUUAUUGUAUAUCAGGACAUUUCAAAACAUAGAAAAAACUAAAAUUGUGUAUAUUAGUAUUUCAUAAAUAUCUGGUAUUUUAAUUAGCACAUUAAUUUGUUGUAUAUUAGUAGUAUAAAAAUGUUCGUUUAGGCAAGAUUCAAGGAAUCUCUGCGUCGGAAUAUGUUAAUGUUUGAGUAUAGGAGGUGAAAGUUACUGCAGACUAGUAGCAGCUUAUGUUGGUAACACUUAAUGAGAUUAGUUAUGUUGUGUCGUGCAAAGAGGUCAAUCUCGGGAUUAUCUUCUUGCUCAAUUUAUCUUUGUAUUCCUUUCUUUGUACUCAUUCUGUCUUUCAAAUGUUUUAAUUGUCAUAAAAGUAAAGAUUGAUGGAAUCUUAACAUAACACACCGAAUGGAGGAGGAGCAACGCAACAUCUUGGUGCUGUGACACACACAGACACACACUCUUACAAGUCUUCCUCAUGCCGCUGCUACACAACAAAGUUGCUGAUGGCACAUUUGAUGCCAACAAAGAUUUGGUUGAUGCCAACAAAGAUUUGGUUGAUGCCAACAAAGAUUUGGUUGAUACCUACAUGCUUGUGGAUUCUUUAAUGAAGGUGGUAGCAUGUUAUGGACACCUGGCUUCAUGUGUGGGAAGUUGCACAGACACUUUUCAGCUGCGGGAAGAGUUGAAGCAAACGAGUGAAAAAGCCAUGAAGUUGUCUGUGAUCGUCUGUCAGCUUCUCACUUUUUAUCUUCGUGACAAGAAGCUUCCGGAAAAGCAGAGAAAGUCUAUGGAGCUUCUUUGGGUUUCUUUGUCCUCCAGCAUGGAGCUGCUGCAUGUUGACAUGUGCAAAGUUCACAAGCUGGAGGACAUCUUCUCUCUGACUGACUCUGCUAGCUUGGUGCUAACUGGUCUGCAAGGUGGGGCCAGUGAGGUGGCCGCCCGGGCCCUCAGCGUCUCGAAUCUGAACCAGGUUCUCAACUCCAAACUCCCCAGCAACCUGCAGGACCAUCAGGACACGAAACAGCAGGUCAUCCAAAUGGAGAACAUGAUGGACAGCAUGGAGUCAAAGGUCAACGUGUUGCGUUGGAUGGUUGAACCAUGCGGGCCGCAGAAUGGAGACCUGCUAAGCAGCACUGAAAGCUCAUUGGCUCUUUUUUCUGAGGACGAGGAACACUCAGCUGGAUUUCAACCUGCUCGCUUGGUGGUGCUUUUGCUGCUGUGUGCGGCUGUUUUGAUGGUGAGCGCUUUAUUUUCGUGCAUCUUCUUUUCAUGAGCAGUUAUUUCCUUUGGUUCUCUGUC
This is a messenger RNA of Nerophis lumbriciformis (worm pipefish), 1603 nucleotides long. RefSeq names its product regulator of G protein signaling 9 binding protein (gene rgs9bp). Lineage: Eukaryota; Metazoa; Chordata; Actinopteri; Syngnathiformes; Syngnathidae. The record is from RefSeq and is a predicted model, not a curated record.